Messenger RNA from Calliphora vicina (urban bluebottle blowfly), 1468 nucleotides. RefSeq lists its product as uncharacterized. The record is from RefSeq and is a predicted model, not a curated record. The transcript is spliced from 4 exons. NCBI's taxonomy places the organism in Eukaryota, Metazoa, Arthropoda, Insecta, Diptera, Calliphoridae. Bases 70 to 1362 code for a protein of 430 amino acids.
AGUAUAGUUCUACAGUUUGAAAUUUUUUUUUUAUAAUUUGCAGUUGAAAUUACACAAUAUUUUAUCAAAAUGCAACCUAAGAUGGAAAUUUUAAAUCCAAAUGAAAAUAUUGUUAUACCAGCCUGGAUAAAUGCUGAGUAUUUUCAAAAUGUUUUAGCCAAAGAUGAACCAGAAUCGGUGGGUGUUAAAAAUUUUACACCAAUAGCUGCUAUACCACCAGGAGAGAAUUUUACCUCGGUUAUGUUGCGCGUACAUAUGGAUUUGGAAAUGAAAGAUGGAACUUACAAACACAAAACAUAUGUUUUAAAAACCAUGUUGGACGAUGAUAAAGGUGGUGCAGUCAUCAAUAAAUUAGCUUUAUUUCCCAAAGAAAUGGAAAUGUAUCACAAAUAUUUGCCCGCAUUUGAGGAACUUUAUACUGCAGUAGGCUGGAAUAUAAAACUAUGUCCCAAAUGUUUGUUCACUGAGAAAAAAGAUGGACGUAUAAAUUUUAUUUUUGAGGAUCUAAGUGAAAAGAAUUACAAAAAUCUUGAUCGUUUAGAAGGUUGUGAUAUGGUGCAUAUGAAAAGCAUUUUGAGAAGAUUGGCCGAGUUUCAUGCAGCCAGUGCGGUUUAUGAAGAACGUAAUGGAGACUAUUCAAAAGAUUUUCAAAUUGGAUUUGUUGAUCCAGAGUUUGGGGCAGAAUUUCAAAAAAAUGUAUUUAACACUAAAGUAGGAGCUUACAAAAAAGCCAUGCGGCAAUGGGGUCUAGAAGGUGUGGAUAAAUACUUGGAGAAAUUUCCCAACUUUGAUCAAUAUUGGAAGUGUUGUUUGGCCACUUUAAAACAAAAAACAAAUAAUUUUAAUGUCUUGACUCAUGGAGAUUUUUGGUCCAGUAAUAUUAUGUUUUCUUAUUUGGCCAAUGGAGAAUUAAAUGAAUUGAUGUUCUUGGAUUUUCAAAUCUGUAAAUGGGGUAGCCCUGCUGAAGAUCUUUUAUUCUUUAUAACAAUUUCAGCUGCAAAAAAUAUUAGAAUCCAAAAAUUCGAUCAUUUCAUUUCUAUUUACCAUGAACGUCUGGUGGAAUGUUUAAAGGUUUUGGGUUUUAAGAAACAACUACCCAAAUUAAGGGAUUUACACAAAGACAUGUUUGAUCAAAAGAAUUCGUUUUAUGCCUUUUUCGCCUGCUUUAAUCACUUGGCAGCUGUCAUGCUGCCCAGUGAUAAAGAUGCCAGUAUUCAUACAUUCAGUCGUCCAGAUGAAAUCGGUGAACAAUUUCGCAUGAAGGCUUUUACAAAUCCACGCUAUGUGGAAGCAAUGAAAGAUCUAUUUCCAUUCUUUUAUAGAAGAGGUCUUUUCAAUUUUGCCGACUAUGAUGAAAUUUGAUUUACAUGUUUGAUAAAUAAAAUAAUAUCUAAGUAAAAAGACUGUAAAAAUAUAAUAAAAGAAAUAGCAGUAAUAUUGUAAAAUAAAUUAUUUGAUUUUUUGUAAG